AUGUUCCUCCACAUCGCUGCACAACUGGUCGGCAGUCGGCCUGCUGGGAGUCCGGCUACGGCUGGGAUGAGUCGUGGAGACAGCCCUGGUAAGCUUGCAAAUUCUGGAGAAGACGAUCCACUGGCGCCACGAUCUGCAAGGAUGCAUUACAGCCUUUUGGGAGAAGCGCUAGCACUAACACCACUGCUAGUACUACGACGCUCCGUACGCGGCGCACCUUUUGGCCUUUGGGGUAUCCGGACGUUGGAGACGGUUGGCCUUGGUUGCGGUUGCAGAGCCCUUGGCAGCUCCGUCGAUGGUUCAGCUGCUGCUGCUACUGGAAAGGCCCUGGUGGCCCCCAUCGCUCGCUUGUCCGGCGACGCCAAUGGCUGCCUCCAUUACCCACCCGCUGACACCUAG
Trichoderma gamsii is the source of this 399-nucleotide messenger RNA. RefSeq lists its product as hypothetical. NCBI's taxonomy places the organism in Eukaryota, Fungi, Ascomycota, Sordariomycetes, Hypocreales, Hypocreaceae. The coding region runs from base 1 to 399 and encodes 132 amino acids. The transcript has a single exon. The record is from RefSeq and is a predicted model, not a curated record.